AUGCAUGGCACAAGCAAAGGGCUCAAAGAUGCCCAGAGGAGCUACUCACAUGCUCAAAAGCUCAGGGCAGGCAUCACCUAUGGCUUCUGUAAGACUGGUCAUCAAGCUACGGCACUUGGAAACCCUUCAAUCUCUGAUCUUGUAUCGUCGUACAUGCUUGGUCUUCACAAAUGCAAGACUGCCAAAGGAGAAACUUCAACUAGCGCUCAAGCCAUUGGUCCUGAUACUCUGAAGCGGCUCUACAUACAUAAUCAUAAGUGUGAAAACUGGGAUAAUAAUCAGCUCUCUUCAGGAAACUGGUGUGGAGGAAACACGCGGUGGCUGCUUCAGGCUAUCUACCUUGUAGCAUUUACAUGCUUACUCUGCAUUGAUGAGGUGUUGAACAUCCAGGCCCAUGAGGUCAAUCUCUACAAGGAUGAAGUUGAUGGUACUUCCUGUGCUUCAAUCACUCUUCCUUUUCAUAAAAAUUCACCAUUUGGAGACAUACCUCCGUUUGUAUUACGGAAACUGCUAGAACAUAUGGUGCAUCUCUGCCCUGUUCGAGCUCUCAGCAUGUGGGUUGCUACUGCGAGGAUCAACAAGGGACAUCUUUUCCCCAACAUCAAUAAACGCAACCGUCCCAUCACUGCCAAGAAUGCUGCAAUGAAACCAGAGGUGUUCCUGCAGCUCUUUCGGAAUAACUUGUGGGACUUGGAUAUCACACCGUAUCCCUAUGGUACACAUUCCUUUCACCGUGGGGGAUGCCAGUGGUUCUCAUGUGAUCUUCAUUGGUCAAUUCGGCAAAUCUGCGAGUGGGGCGGUUGGAGCUCAGACUUCUCAUACUUGACAAUUGUCAAGUAUCUAAUUUCAUCAAAUGACAAUCUGACACUUCGUCGUGAUGAGUUUGUUAAGCUUGACCGCCAAGUAGUCAAAUGCCUGACCUGUGGACGAACUUGCCCAUGUGCCUAA
Messenger RNA from Desarmillaria tabescens, 948 nucleotides. RefSeq lists its product as uncharacterized. The record is from RefSeq and is a predicted model, not a curated record. The transcript is spliced from 6 exons. Bases 1 to 948 code for a protein of 315 amino acids. Gene Ontology annotation, molecular function: DNA binding. Gene Ontology annotation, biological process: DNA integration; DNA recombination. NCBI's taxonomy places the organism in Eukaryota, Fungi, Basidiomycota, Agaricomycetes, Agaricales, Physalacriaceae.